CUCGUGUAAUAAUGGAGAGAGAAAAAGGUUGUAGAACCGUCUUAGGUGGUCGUGCGGAGAUAGACACGAGACCACCGUUUGGAUCUGUGAAAGAAGCUGUGGCUUUGUUCGGAGAGAAAGUUUUAGCCGGAGAGGUUUAUGCAACUAGGUUUCGAGAGAUUCGAACAAAGGAAACAAAUUCAACGCCUUGUCCUCAACCGAGAUUACGAUCCCUAACACUCGAGCUCCAGCAGACAAAACAUACUCUUACAAGAAUCCUACAACAAAACACCAUCCUCUCCAACCGCAUUCAAACCCUAACACAGGAACUCGAACAUGAGAGGAAAGAGAUCAAACGACUCAACAUGAUAAAGUCAAGUCUCCUAGAGAAUCCAGAGAUCGAGGAACUUAAGUUCGUGGAACAUCAUCAAACGACGACGUCCAAAGAUAUUGAAGAAGAAAUUGUAACGAUGGAGGAGUUUGAGAAGAGGAGACUCGUCACGUUCGCGAGCUCUCCUCUGCUUACACGUGUGAUGUCAAGCGUUGAGGAGGAGAUGAAGGAGAAAGAGAAGGGCUUAGAGAGGGUUUCUUCGGUGAAAAGGAUGAAACCAAAGAGGGGGUUCACUAUUUUUAGGGGAUGGUUUAGAGCUACCCGUGGAGGAGAUUGAUCAGUCUCCAAUAAUUCAUAUUUUUAUAUAGUUCAAUCUGAUGAUAAAUUGAUGUGUAUAAAUUCGCGCUUUAUGAUUUU
This is a messenger RNA of Eruca vesicaria subsp. sativa (arugula), 727 nucleotides long. NCBI's taxonomy places the organism in Eukaryota, Viridiplantae, Streptophyta, Magnoliopsida, Brassicales, Brassicaceae. The record is from the annotation of a GenBank genome assembly.